GCCGGACACCCAUCCAUCCAUCGCCUGCACACCGCAAGUAUAAGGCUCCUCCGAUCCAUCCGUUUCUCGUUCAAAGCUGGCCACUUUUUGAUUAAAGUUCCAACCUGUCUCCAUGAACUCGACUCUGCCGUGUCGUCUUCUUCCUCUUCCGUCGAUUCACCACCGUUCAAAUCGCCCGAGAUCUCCGAGAGAUCACGACGGCCCAGGCGGCAGCAGGCCGGCGCGUGUGAGGACGAGCAGAAGAAAUGCCGGUAAAUUCUGCGCGAAAGGGCUGUUCGGCGACGGCGGAGGAGACGCGUUCCGGGCCGUGAGGAGGGCGGUGAAGCUGAACUCGGCCAUCCAGAACCGGAGCGUCAGGGAGCUGCUCGAGCUGAUCGGUGACGAGUGCCUGUAUUUAUUGGGUAGCAUCCGCUCCGUUGAUGUUUCGCAGCUGGGAAAGGACAUGUUUCUGCUUCUCCACGCAAUGAUGCUCCGGCACCAAGUAUCCUUCGUGCUUAAACCGACGCCAAACGAACCAGGUUUCGACCUGGGAAUAAAAUGGUCUCUAGAAUGGAAGGGGAAGAAGCUGCCUUGGGACCUAGACUGCAGCGUCUCUACUACUCACGUCUACAAGGGCCUCCUGCUCAUCAGCCAAGUGAACAAUGCCUGUGUGCCACUCCUUCAGAGGAUUCUUCAGAUCAUCCAACAGAAUUUGGACUCGGUAGUUUGGACUAUCGUGCACAAGGUCCUGCCAGAAGGUACCCUUGGCGAGAAGGACGCCACGAUCAUUUCAUGCGUCAUCAUGGGCCUGGUGGUCAUGGUGCUGUUCUACGCCGUCUUCAAGAAUUUGUAGGUUCAGGAGAGCAAGAAACAUUUAUCAACCGUUGUACAGUGGUCAGAGCAUCUUGUAAAUGGUCAACCACAUGAUGCAGAACUGGAAACCCCAAAUUCUGAACAAGGCUGAAUAUAAGCAAGAACACAGUAGUUGCUGGUUGCAAACUACUAA
Messenger RNA from Phragmites australis (common reed), 985 nucleotides. RefSeq lists its product as uncharacterized. The record is from RefSeq and is a predicted model, not a curated record. Lineage: Eukaryota; Viridiplantae; Streptophyta; Magnoliopsida; Poales; Poaceae. The coding region runs from base 113 to 832 and encodes 239 amino acids. The transcript has 5 exons.